Molecule: messenger RNA, 4386 nt
Organism: Microtus oregoni (creeping vole)
Lineage: Eukaryota; Metazoa; Chordata; Mammalia; Rodentia; Cricetidae
Gene: Wdr26
Product: WD repeat domain 26
Exons: 14
Coding region: 551-2473 (640 amino acids)
Biological process (GO): proteasome-mediated ubiquitin-dependent protein catabolic process
Cellular component (GO): GID complex
Molecular function (GO): protein binding
Source: RefSeq, a predicted model, not a curated record
CAGCGCCCGGACUCCAUUAGGCAGCAGCUGGGGGAAGAAUCAACACACCAGGGAGCGGAGCGGCACGGACCGAGCACCGAGGCGGCUGCUGCCUCCUUCACCGCCUUCGCCGCCGCCGCCGGGGUUCCAGCUUCGGGCCUGCGCCCCCCAGUGCCCGCGAGUCCCCGGGCCGAGCCGCGAGCGCCUCCGGAGGGGGGGGGAAGGGCCCGGUCCUCCUUCUCCCCCUCCUCCCGCCCCACCGACCCCCGCCGCGCCCCGCCGGCCUCCCACCACGGCCUCUCUCGGCGAGGAAACUCUGGCCUCCGCUUCCUCCUCCUCCGACUCGGACGCCGGCGGAGCCUCCCCGCCCCCGCGGAAGAAGCCCCGAGCCUCGGCGGCGGAGGGAGCAGGAGAGCCCGGGGCCUCGGCCGGCCGAGCAGGCCUCCCCCCCCCGCCCUCGCCCUCGCCGGCCGCCGCCUCCUCCUCCGUGGUGGUGGUGGUGGGACUGCCUCCGGCCGCCCCCGCCGCCCCUCAGCGGAGCAGCGGCCACAGCCUGGUCAGCGGCGGCAGCAUGCAGGCCAACGGGGCGGGAGGAGGCGGCGGCGGGGGCGGCGGGGGCCAGGGCCAGACCCCGGAGCUCGCCUGCCUGUCGGCACAGAACGGGGAGUCGUCCCCCUCGGCGGCGUCCGCGGGGGACCUGGCCCACGCCAACGGGCUCCUGCCUGCCGCCCCCUCCGCCGCUGGCAACAAUAGCAACAGCCUGAGUGUCAAUAACGGGGUUCCCGGCGGGGCCGCCGCGGCCUCCGCCACCGCCGCCGCCCUGGCCACCCCCGAGCUGGGCAGCAGCCUCAAGAAGAAGAAGCGGCUCUCGCAGUCGGAUGAGGAUGUCAUUAGACUCAUAGGACAGCACCUCAAUGGCUUAGGGCUCAACCAGACUGUUGAUCUCCUCAUGCAAGAGUCAGGAUGUCGUUUAGAACAUCCUUCUGCUACCAAAUUCCGAAAUCAUGUCAUGGAAGGAGACUGGGAUAAGGCAGAAAAUGACCUGAAUGAACUAAAGCCUUUAGUGCAUUCUCCUCAUGCGAUUGUGGUAAGAGGCGCACUUGAAAUCUCUCAAACCUUGUUGGGAAUAAUUGUGAGGAUGAAGUUUUUGCUGCUGCAGCAGAAGUACCUGGAAUACCUGGAGGAUGGCAAGGUCCUGGAGGCGCUUCAAGUUCUACGCUGUGAACUAACGCCGCUGAAAUACAAUACAGAACGCAUUCAUGUUCUUAGUGGGUAUCUAAUGUGUAGCCAUGCGGAAGACCUAAGGGCAAAAGCUGAAUGGGAAGGCAAGGGGACAGCUUCUCGGUCCAAACUGCUGGACAAGCUUCAGACCUAUUUACCACCAUCAGUGAUGCUUCCCCCACGGCGUUUACAGACUCUUCUGCGGCAGGCGGUGGAGCUACAAAGGGAUCGGUGCCUAUAUCACAAUACCAAACUUGACAAUAAUCUAGAUUCUGUGUCUCUACUUAUAGAUCAUGUUUGUAGUAGGAGGCAAUUCCCCUGUUACACUCAGCAGAUACUCACGGAGCAUUGUAAUGAAGUGUGGUUCUGUAAAUUCUCUAAUGAUGGCACUAAACUAGCAACAGGAUCAAAGGACACCACAGUUAUCAUAUGGCAAGUUGAUCCGGAUACACACCUGCUAAAGCUGCUUAAAACAUUAGAAGGACAUGCAUAUGGUGUUUCUUAUAUUGCAUGGAGUCCAGAUGACAACUAUCUUGUUGCUUGUGGACCAGAUGACUGCUCUGAGCUUUGGCUUUGGAAUGUACAAACGGGAGAAUUAAGAACAAAAAUGAGCCAAUCUCAUGAAGACAGUUUGACCAGUGUAGCCUGGAAUCCAGAUGGGAAACGCUUUGUGACUGGAGGUCAGCGCGGGCAGUUCUAUCAGUGUGACCUGGAUGGAAAUCUGUUGGACUCCUGGGAGGGGGUGAGAGUGCAAUGCCUGUGGUGCUUGAGUGACGGCAAGACUGUACUGGCUUCUGACACCCACCAGAGAAUCCGGGGCUACAACUUUGAGGACCUUACAGAUAGGAACAUAGUACAAGAAGAUCAUCCUAUUAUGUCAUUUACUAUUUCAAAAAAUGGCCGAUUAGCUUUGUUAAAUGUAGCAACUCAGGGAGUUCAUUUAUGGGACUUGCAAGACAGAGUUUUAGUAAGGAAAUACCAAGGUGUUACCCAAGGGUUUUAUACAAUCCAUUCAUGUUUUGGAGGCCAUAAUGAAGACUUCAUCGCUAGUGGCAGUGAAGAUCACAAGGUUUACAUCUGGCACAAACGAAGUGAACUGCCAAUUGCAGAACUGACAGGGCACACGCGCACAGUUAAUUGUGUUAGCUGGAACCCACAGAUUCCAUCUAUGAUGGCCAGUGCAUCAGAUGAUGGCACUGUUAGAAUAUGGGGACCAGCACCUUUUCUAGACCACCAGAAUAUUGAAGAGGAAUGCAGUAGCAUGGAUAGUUGAUGGCGAAUUGGAGCAGACGACUUCUGUUUAACUUAAAAUUAGUCGUAUUUUAAUGGCUUGGGAUUUGGUGCAAACAAACAUGAUUGAUAGCUGGACAGACAUGCUCGUCAUGAAAAAAAGAACCAUUUCUGAAGCCCGAUUGGGGCCAAACAUUUACACCUUGCUUCAUAGUAACCAGUUGAUGAAGCACGUCGUUAGAACGUUGUUGGACACCAUGUUGAAUUAUUCCCCAUCGGUUGUGAAGAACUGUGCUACAUUCAGGCUUACCCAUUGAACUCAGUAUAUAUAUAUUUUUCCCUCCUGCCUUUUGUCUGGUGGGAUACCAUUCUUGUUGCUCUUCUGUGUAAUGAAGUUCAAAUGCUCGUUUGGAAACUUUAUUUAACAGUUUAGAAGGCUUGAUAGGAAGAGUUCAUUAGUCUGAAGAGUAUACAUUGGACAGGAAAGAACUUCCUUUUGUUUCUUCAAAUCUUUCCGCCUUAUUUAGCUUGAGAUCUUUGCAGCUUGGUUCAUGGAUUCUAGCCUUGCCCGUUGCGCAGUAUAUACUGAUCAGAUGAUAAACAGUGAACUAUGUCAAAAGCACUCUCAAUAUUACAUUUGACAAAAAGUUUUGUACUUUUCACAUAGCUUGUUGCCCCGUAAAAGGGUUAACAGCACAAUUUUUUAAAAAUAAAUUAAGAAGUAUUUAUAGGAUUAAAGUGACUUCAUUUGUAUACAUUUGGAAUCUAAACCAGCUUAAAAAGAGUUUCUUCUGUGACUCAGAUAUGCAGUGUGGCUGAUGCUCUUCUGGAGUACCACCUGAGAUGGUCAGAGACUGCUCAGAAGGACAUGGCACAGGAGAGCAGAGAGAUACUUGGAAGGUUCCCCCCUUUUAUUUUGUUCCCGAAGGGACAUCAGUACCUGAUGUUGAAGAAAUUCAAGAUUCAAAAGGAGAAUUUUAUAAAUACACCAACAUAAAAAUCAGCCAUCAGUCUAGGUUUUCAAGAAAGCUUGUUCCAUGUUCUUCUGGUCUUGGUGUGAUCUAGUAAAAGUAGAGAUCAGAAGAUAGGCUACUUUGGGAAUUUAUAGUGUAGUUGAGACUUAGAAGAAUUCAGCAGGUUACAAACAUAAAUAAACUGGGAUUAAAACCUCAGUCAUUUCUUCUAGUUGCCCUUAAUGCCCAACAUAUAGGGACACUGGAAUUUAAAGAAGAUUCCUUCUCAGCUUUUCAGAUGUUGCCAUACUGAACCUCAUUCAAACUGGUGCUGUGGACAGUCUUUCCCUCUCCUCCCCCUUGUAGUUUAAGGGACGGUUUCCUUAUGGGAACAAAGACUACUCAUUUUGAAGACUACAUCCAACGUCUGAUGUUCACGGUGUUUUUGAACCCACAGCCACUGGCUCUAACAGUCUCCCUUGAAAUGCCCUGUUGUCAGUAGAGGAUAAUAAGGGUGACCACAGCUAUUAUUAGGAGAAGUGGAAUCACUCCCAAAGUAAGAUCCUGGUGAAGAAAAAACAUCUUGUACCAAGUUGCCCUUGAGGCUGAGCCAAAUCUAUGGCAUUCUCAUCAUGAUCAUACCCUUCAUAGCCCUAAGAGGAGAGAGGCUUGGAUGGUAGAGGUCAUGAGGGGUGGUAGCAGGGAGGAGAAAGUCAGGAAAAGGGAGAAGAAAACACAUUUGGCCUUAAAAUAGUGUUCAUUCUCCCAAAGCCCACAGUAAGGAAAUGGCAGAUCGUAGUCGGCGACUAUUUUAUCAAAUUGAUGUGUAAAAAGGUUUCUUUAAACUUCAUUUUGCAGAGACCACCACUUUAGAAAAUCAGAGAAAUCCUGUUUUGAUACUUCCAAGUUAAAAUAGUAUGUUACCCUUUAUCUGGUACUUCAUUUCCUGACUGAAGUUACUUUUUACUUUAAGCUUGAAUAAAAACUUUGAUUUGUUAAUGUA